CAGCCCCGCGAGCUAGCGAGCUAGCGAGCAGCACCGGCGAGAGGAGCAGGAGAUAAAGGACUACAGCGGACCAUUGGGGAUCACCCCCAGCAGCUCCUGCGGAUCCUAACCAGGCUGAGGGGUCGUGAUGGAUAGCCAGACUCACAGACGCUGAUGGACACACAAUGACACCCAUGCACACAGCUGCACCACACAGAUGCUCAGAUACAACCAGUGACAGCAUCAUACGCUGCCACAGCCCUGCAAUACAGACACCCACACACACAUACACAGAAACAACUGGUAACUCCGAAACAGGCACAGACAGUGACACACAGAACCGCUACCCCCCAACACACACAAGUAGGGGCACUCAUCCUCCAAACACACACAUAAGACAGCGCUGACCCGCAUAGACAGACCUGGAGACACGCACACCCUCACCCAGGCACUGCUGUCCGUGGCCUCUGCACAUCCUCCCAGCCCCCACGGGGACAUCCUUGCUCCUCCACACACUCACACACACACAGCCACGAGCAAACAUAGCUCACAUACCCCCGGCUCUAGCUCUGGCAGCUCCGACUCCCGCAGCCUCCUUUGUGGGUGAGGAAGAACUCGGCCAACCUUGAAUGGAGCCCGGGUGAAGCCAAGAUCUCAGAAAGGAAAGGGUCUGGCCUGGCAUGACCCUCGCCAGCUCCUCCACUUGGCUAGGUGAUGUCCCUCGGCCCGCGUCCUGGGACCCCUUGGCAGUACCAUGGAGCAACUGACACCCCUCCCACGGCCGGGGGACCCUGGAGCCAUGGAGCCAUGGGCACUGCCCGCCUGGCAAAGCUGGACUCCAGGUCACGGGGGCGAACCUGGAGGUGCAGCCCCAAGCAUUGGUGAUACUCCGGCAAUUCUGCAGGUUGGAGAACUGGACACUUUGGAGAGCUCCAAGCCCCAGGGAACCCAGAGCCCUGGGCCUGUGGGGGGCGCUGACCCUGAAGGAACAGAACCUGGGCUGCCCAGCCUGGGGCAACAAGCAUCGAGCUCAGGACCCAGCUGCUUGAGGCUGGAUGAUGAGGAGGUGGAGGCUUUCCGUAAGGGCAAACUGAACAUGGGCUUCGGGGACAGGCCCAAUCCGAAGCUGCUGAGGGCCCUGGGGGAGCUGCAGCAGCGCUGUGCCAUCCUUAAGGAGGAAAACCAGAUGCUGAGGAAGAGCAGCUUUCCAGAGACAGAGGAGAAGGUUCGGAGGCUGAAGCGGAAGAAUGCCGAACUGGCGGUCAUUGCCAAGCGCCUGGAGGAGAGGGCUCGGAAACUGCAGGAGACUAACCUGAAGGUGGUGAGUGCCCCCAUGCCCUGUCCAGGGGCCAGCUUGGAGUUGUGCCGGAAGGCCCUGGCCCGCCAGCGAGCCCAGGACCUCAGUGAGACAGCCAGCGCCCUGCUGGCCAAGGACAAGCAGAUUGCUGCCUUGCAGCGGGAGUGCAGGGAGCUGCAGGCCAGGCUCACCCUGGCGGGCAAGGAGGGCCCCCAGUGGCUCUACGUGCGGGACUUCGACCGGCUGCUGCGCGAGUCCCAGCGGGAGGUACUGCGGCUGCAGCGGCAGAUCGCCCUGCGCAACCAGCAGGAGCCGCCACCGCUGCCGUCCCGGGCCCCGGGCCCCACUGCCGGGGUCAGAGCGGGGGCGCCCGCCCCCGGGGCUCCGGGAGAGGCCACACCCCAGGAGGAUGUGGAAAACCCACCCGUGAUCCUAGGGGAGCCAGAGAAACAACAGAGGGUGCAGCAGCUGGAGUCAGAGCUCAGCAGAAAGCGGAAGAAAUGUGAGAGCCUGGAGCAGGAAGCCCGGAAAAAGCAGAGGCGAUGUGAAGAGCUGGAACUGCAGCUGAGAGAAGCCCAGAAUGAGAAUGCCCGUCUUGUGGAGGAGAACUCUCGGCUCAGUGGGAGAGCCACAGAGAAGGAGCAGGUGGAGUGGGAGAAUGCAGAGCUGAGGGGCCAGCUCCUGGGGGUGACGCAGGAGAGGGACUCGGCCCUUCGCAAGAGUCAGGGCCUGCAGAGCAAGCUGGAGAGCCUGGAGCAGGUGCUGAAGCACAUGCGGGAGGGGGCCCACUGUGUUUUGGACUGUGACUCGAGGGGCCCCUUGUGGAGAGCCCAGGCAGAAGCCAGGAGAGAACAUGAAGGGGCCGUGCAGCUGUUGGAGGCUACCCUGGACACCAUUGCCUUCUGGCCUAAGGCCCAGGCAGAAGCCAGGAGAGAACAUGAAGGGGCCGUGCAGCUGUUGGAGUCUACCCUGGAUUCCAUGCAGGUCCGGGUUCGAGAGCUUGAGGAGCAGUGCCGGAGCCAAACAGAGCGCUUCAGCCUCUUGGCACAAGAACUCCAGGCCUUCCGCCUACACCCUGGCCCCUUGGAUCUGCUCUCCUCGGCUCUGGGCUGCGGUGUCCUUGGGGACCGCCCGCCACCCCCCUGCUGCUGCUCCACCCCGCAACCCUGCCGGGGGUCUGGCCCCAAAGAUCCUGACCUCCCACCAGGCUCCCCAGGGCGCUGCACCCCAAAGUCUUCUGAGCCUGCCACCCUUGCUGGGGCCCCUCGAAGGGCGACCAAGAAGGCAGAGUCUCUCUCCAACUCCUCUCGCUCUGAGUCCAUCCACAACAGCCCCAAGUCAUGCCCUACGCCUGAGGUGGACACAGCCAGUGAGGUGGAGGAGCUGGAGGCAGACAGCGUCUCCCUGCUCCCAGCAGCACCAGAGGGCAGCCGGGGAGGAGCCAGGAUCCAGGUCUUCCUCGCACGCUAUAGCUACAACCCCUUUGAGGGCCCCAACGAGAACCCAGAGGCAGAGCUUCCGCUUACUGCUGGCGAGUACAUCUAUGUCUAUGGCACCAUGGAUGAAGAUGGCUUUUUUGAAGGGGAGCUCAUGGAUGGCCGAAGAGGCCUGGUCCCUUCCAAUUUUGUAGAGCGCGUGUCGGACGACGACCUCCUGACCUCCCUCCCUUCGGAGCUGGCCGAUUUGUCCCACAGUUCAGGCCCUGAACUCAGUUUCUUGAGUGGAGGUGGGGGUGGCAGCAGUAUUGGGGGCCAGAGCAGCGGGGGCCGGCCAGCCCAGGAGGCUGCAGGGGAUGAGCUCAGUCUGAGCCCCCAGCCCGAGGGCCUGGGCACGCCCCCUGCUGUGCCUUACCCCCGCCACCUGGUCAUCCUCAAGCAGCUGGCCCACAGUGUGGUGCUGGCCUGGGAGCCGCCUCCUGAGAGAGUGGAGCUACGUGGCUACCAUAUCUGUGUGAAUGGGGAGCUGCGUCAGGCCCUGGGACCUGGGGCACCCCCCAAGGCUGUGCUGGAGAAUCUGGACCUGCGGGCCGCGCCCCUCCAUGUUUCCGUGCAGGCCCUGACCAGCCGGGGCAGCUCCGACCCUCUGCGCUGUUGCUUGGCGGUGGGUGCCCAGGCCAGAGUGGUACCUCGCCAGCUGCGGGUUCAUCGACUGACAGCUACAUCCGCUGAGAUCACCUGGGUGCCCAGCAAUACCAAUUUAGCCCAUGCCAUCUACCUCAAUGGGGAAGAGUGCCCCCCUGCCCGCCCCAGCACCUACUGGGCCACCUUCUGCCACCUGCGUCCUGGUACACACUAUCAGGCCCGAGUGGAGGCUCAGCUCCCACCUGGAGGGUCCUGGGAACCAGGCUGGGAGAGGCCAGAGCAUCGGGCUGCCACCCUGAAAUUCACCACACUCCCAGCAGGCCCACCUGAUGCCCCGUUGGAUGUUCAGAUUGAGCCAGGGCCCUCCCCUGGAAUCUUGGUCAUCAGCUGGCUCCCAGUAACAAUCGAUGCUGCUGGCACCUCUAAUGGCGUUCGGGUCACAGGCUAUGCUAUUUAUGCAGAUGGGCAGAAGAUCAUGGAGGUGGCCUCUCCCACAGCAGGCAGUGUGCUGGUGGAUUUGUCCCAGCUGCAGCUACUGCAGGUGUGCAGCGAAGUGGCCGUGCGCACCAUGUCGCCCCAUGGCGAGUCAGCUGACUCCAUUCCGGCUCCUGUCGCCCCAGCCCUAGCCGCGGCCUGCCUGCCAGCCACGGUCUCCUGCCCCUCACCACGACCAGGCUCAGAGGCCAGACCCUCCCUCGCUCCAGCCUGCCCAGGGCCUGGAGACCCCAGCUCUCCUCUCCGGCGCCCUGAGCCCCAUGAAACUCGAGAGCCUCCUGGGCCUCCCCCAGCAAGCCCUCUGAGAGAGAAACCAAAUGGAUCCCAAGAGGAGCCCCUAGUACCUUGCUCCCAGGAGGAAGCUGGGGCGGUUGUGCAGGGCACCUCAGAGGACAGGAGGGCCAGCGAUUCAGCUGUGGGUGAGAGAACUGGCCCUGCACCUUCCUCACUGGCCCAGGAGGAGGCCAAGUGGACCACGGGAGAGGCCCACCCGGCACCCUGCUCCACCCAGGGACCACUGUCCCAGAAGGCUCCCUGUGCUGAGGCCUGCCUGAGAGGAGACACAGGGCCUGGACUGAGGCCCAGGGCUGAGAAGGAGGACACGGCAGAGCUCGGGGUCCGUCCAGUGAACUCCCUUGUGGACCAUGGCCGCAACUCAGAUCUGUCAGACAUCCAGGAGGAGGAGGAAGAGGAAGAGGAGGAGGAGGAGGAAGAGGAGGAGCUGGGUUCUAGGACUUGCUCUUUCCAGAAGCAGGUUGCUGCUGGCAUCAGCAUCAGGGAGAAUGGGCAAAGGUCACAGCCCACGCCCUCCUGUGAGACUGACAGCGACGAGGAAAUCUUGGAGCAGAUCCUGGAGCUGCCCCUCCAGCAGUUCUGCAGCAAGAAGCUCUUUAGCAUCCCUGAGGAGGAAGAAGAGGAGGACGAGGAGAGGCCGAGGGCAGGCUCUUCUCAAGACCCCAGCCCGCCUGAGCCCGCGUCGCUGGGUCUGGGCUGUGAUGGCCGUCAACCCCAAGGACCUGGCCCAUGUCCUUUGUCUCCUGAGCCUUCCAGUGCUGGGGACCACCUGGAGGACAUGCCUGGCUUAGCUGGUGGAAGCAGCUGGAGGAGAGGAAGUGGCUCCACCGAGAAGCCCCCAAACCGCAAGCGGUCCCCAGACCCCCGGGAACACUGCAGCCGCCUUCUCAGUAACGGCGGGCCCCAGGCCUCUGGACGACCAGGCCCCACACGGGAGAGAGGUGGUGCCCCUGUGGGCGAGGGCUCCAGGGGUGGACCAGAGGCUGGUGGGAGAGGGCGGCCGGCCCCUUCCCGGAGGUGUCCACGUGGCCAAACCCCAGAAUCUGGCCUGGCCAGCUGCCUUUCCCCCAAGUGCUUGGAAAUCAGCAUUGAAUAUGAUUCUGAGGACGAGCAGGAAGCAGGCGGCGGGAGCGUCAGCAUCACUAGCUCCUGCUACCUCGGAGAUGGGGAGGCCUGGGGCACCGCACCCAUAGGAAGGCCCAGGGGUGCUCUGAAGGCCAAUUCAGGCCCCAGCCCCUACUCACACCUCCUGGCCUGGGAGAAAGGGGAGCCAGAGCGGAGAGGCUGCAGUGCGACUGGCAGAGCCAAGGAGCCAGCCUCCCGGGCAAUAGAAAUUGGGGAGCCCAGAGGGCAAGAUAGCUCUGGAAGGAGGGGCCACUUGCGGAGAGGGAGCCGGCCCCACAGGCCAGGUGCUACUGAGCUGGCCCCGUCCAGGAGCCCCCCAGAAGUGCUGGCUUACCAGGACCUACCUGUUAGGGUCUUUGUGGCUCUGUUUGACUAUGACCCUGUGUCGAUGUCACCUAACCCUGAUGCUGGGGAAGAGGAGCUCCCCUUUCGGGAGGGCCAGGUCCUGAAGGUGUUUGGGGACAAGGACGCUGAUGGCUUCUACCAAGGAGAAGGUGGGGGCCGGACGGGCUAUAUCCCCUGCAACAUGGUGGCUGAGGUGGCUGUGGACAGUCCCACAGAAAGACAGCAACUGCUCCAGCGGAGUUAUUUGUCCCCAGAUGUUCUCAUCGACAGUGCAGCCCGCACAACUGGGCCUCCCCCCAAGCCCCGCCGCUCCAAGAAAGCUGAGUCAGAAGGUCCUGCUCAGCGCUGUGCAGGCCCCCCUCAGCCGGUCUCCUCUGCCAGCCUGAGAGCUCCCCGAGCCAUGGUGGCUGCGUUUGACUACAACCCCCGAGAGAGCUCCCCCAACAUGGAUGUGGAGGCAGAGCUGCCCUUCCUAGCAGGAGACGUUAUUACUGUGUUUGGGGGCAUGGAUGAUGAUGGCUUCUACUAUGGGGAACUGAAUGGACGGAGGGGCCUGGUUCCAUCCAACUUCUUGGAGGGCCCUGGGCCUGAGGUGGGCGGCUCAGACAGGGAGCCUGGAACCCUCCAGGCCGAGACUCAGAGAACGAGGAGGAGAAGAGUCCAGUGCUAGAUGGAGAUAGAUAUAUGUAGAGAGAGCAACAUGACUGGGCCAGCUCAACACAAGGGCCCACAGUGCCCCUAGGCUGGCCCUGUGCCCCUGGCCCUGGCAGCUUCCCCAGGUUUGAACUGGGGGUGCCGCAGGGUACAGGCGAGAAGAUGCGAGGUCUCCUCUCCAAGG
Pteropus alecto (black flying fox) is the source of this 6454-nucleotide messenger RNA. It is a transcript of the gene TSPOAP1, whose product is annotated as TSPO associated protein 1. Gene Ontology annotation, biological process: neuromuscular synaptic transmission. Gene Ontology annotation, cellular component: mitochondrion. The coding region runs from base 734 to 6286 and encodes 1850 amino acids. Lineage: Eukaryota; Metazoa; Chordata; Mammalia; Chiroptera; Pteropodidae. The record is from RefSeq and is a predicted model, not a curated record. Gene Ontology annotation, molecular function: protein binding. The transcript is spliced from 37 exons.